Molecule: messenger RNA, 498 nt
Organism: Penicillium griseofulvum
Lineage: Eukaryota; Fungi; Ascomycota; Eurotiomycetes; Eurotiales; Aspergillaceae
Product: putative GPI anchored protein
Exons: 2
Coding region: 1-498 (165 amino acids)
Source: RefSeq, a predicted model, not a curated record
AUGCGUUUCUCCAUUGUCUUCACUGCCCUCUCGGCUGCUGCCCUGGCCAGCGCCCAGACUAUGUCCAUCCUGCCCGUCGAGAACCCCUCCACUGAGUACCUGACCCAGACAAACUCUCUCGGCGUUGUGACUGGCCAACCUGUACCUGUCACCUCUCAGCCCACUGCCGUGACCUCGCAGCAGCCCGCCGCCUCUAUCCCCGCCGGUCUGAGCUCACCUGUCGCCGGCCCAGGCGCCAGCACUUUGACCACUUCCGCCAGUGGCUCUGCCAGCGGCUCUGCUACCGGCACCAAGACCACCGGCACCAAGACCUCAGGCACUAAGCCCACUGGUUCCUCCACCACUACCUCGUCUGACUCCGAGUCCUCUUCCAGCGCCUCUGCCAGCGCCUCUGCCAGUGCUUCCAGCUCUACCUCCGCUGGUGGUGCUGCCAUGGCCACUGCUGGACCCGUCGGUCUCGGCAUGGUUGCCGGUGCUGCUCUCGCUGCUUUCCUGUAA